AUGAGUGCCUCCAAUGUCAAAUAUCUUAGAGGUAAUUGUCUGGCGGGGACAAUUUCCCACCCACGAAUCCUAAUACACUCCUGUAAUUGUAAUGGUUCAUGGGGUGGAGGAAUAGCAUACCAAUUGGGUGUCAAGUAUCCCAAAGCCGAGAAAGACUACAUUGAGAUAUGCGAAAAGUUCGGAUCGCGCCUUCUAGGCAAAUUUGUUUUGAUACCAAGUUACUCUGACUCUACGCUGCUAAUAGGAUGUCUCUUCACAGCAUCGUUUGGGGGACCUAAUCAAGGUUCUGGCAAGACCAUUCUGGAAAACACGCAGUUGGCUCUAGAAGAUAUGAGAGUCAAAUUAAAGGGUGGCAAACUAAACCCGGGAAGUGACGUUGACGGGUUCACCUCUCAGAUGAUGGAAAAAGUCAAGGCUAAAUUGCGCUACCGGCUCGAUGAAUAUGCUCUCGAAAUGCCUCAGAUCAACAGUGGCAUAUUUGGGGUUCCAUGGCCCCAGACAGAGAAGCUUUUAAAGGAGCAGCACUCUCUUUCUUUCGCAGUUUAUGUACUAUAA
Lachancea meyersii CBS 8951 is the source of this 555-nucleotide messenger RNA. NCBI's taxonomy places the organism in Eukaryota, Fungi, Ascomycota, Saccharomycetes, Saccharomycetales, Saccharomycetaceae. The record is from the annotation of a GenBank genome assembly.